Molecule: messenger RNA, 2988 nt
Organism: Cordyceps militaris CM01
Lineage: Eukaryota; Fungi; Ascomycota; Sordariomycetes; Hypocreales; Cordycipitaceae
Product: NACHT nucleoside triphosphatase
Exons: 3
Coding region: 1-2988 (995 amino acids)
Source: RefSeq, a predicted model, not a curated record
AUGUACCGUGCAAACGCGCCUGCUCCGCCACGCGACAUUUCCCGCAGCCUGGUCUUUUCAUCUUGCAUCUUGCAUCUUGCAUCAUCAUUCCUCUUGGUCGUUGAUUUCGUUAAACAUUCGAAAAUGCAUGAUUUAUCUUUGUUGCGCGGUGUCGCAUACAGCUGCGCCCUGGCCGCCGGGCUAGCUGGUGUUGGUUGCAGGCCACCGUCGCAAACAUACGACAGCGACACUGAUGCAAACGAAGGUAGCGACACCGACACCGAUGCAAACAAAGGCAGCGAUACCAAACAGUCCCAGCGCUUGCAAGACAGCUUAAAUGAGCUUCAGUCCUCCUUGGAAGCCUAUAUGAGUGACACGCAGCAACAUCGACAUCAAGACGACGUUUCUGCCGUCAAAGAGUUGGCCACAAGUUGCAAGACUCUGUGCGGUCGUAUCCUGGCUGCCGUCCACACGAUCCGAGGACCCAAGCGUGUUGGUACCUCACUGAAUACUUGGAGAUCGUCGCUUCCCGCCGUAAGGACCUCGCGCCAGGCAUUUGAACUUCGGAAACUCUCAGAGAGACUGCAAGACGUGCAAACCAUCCUGGCUUUGCAACUGAACAAAAUAUCGAGCCGCAAGCUUCAAUGUCGAAAGUCUGACAGGCUCAAGUCCAUAUCCGGCUUGCUGCGCACUCUUGAGACGAGGCUCCGCGCCUUGCAGCACGACUCGUCCCAAAAUGCGCCUUCUCUUGAUGACAUUGCCCUCUUCCAGAGCCAAAUACAACACAUCACAGACCAGCAACAACACAUCCAACGGGACCAUGCCGUAUUAAAGAGUCUCGCUUUUCGAAGCAAUGUCGCUCGGCACGACACCAUCCCCGCCGCCCAUCAAAGGACAUUUGCCUGGGUCUUUGCCGCCUCUCCGCGCCAAGACACCGAUUCGUCUUCCCCUGGCUUGCGGGUAUGGCUGGAGCAAGGCAGCGGUAUUUUCUGGGUGUCUGGCAAGCCCGGCGCCGGUAAAUCAACGCUGAUCAAGUACAUCGCCGACGACGCGCGUACACAAGAAGCCCUUUCAAAGUGGUCCGCACCGAAAAAAAGCGUAAUCGUCAGCCACUAUUUCUGGUGCGCGGGCACGCUAUUGCAGAGAUCGCACAAUGGGCUUCUGCAGACCCUACUCUUUGAUAUGCUGCGGCAGCUGUCCGACGCCAUACACUUGUUGCUGCCAGAACGCUGGCGCGCGCCAGAGGCUGCGGUCUGGACCCUGGCCGAUCUGCAUCAGGCACUCGAGUCUAUUGUGCAGCAUCCGCACCUGCCAGUCAAACUCUGCUUCUUCAUUGACGGACUCGACGAGUUUCAAGGCGACCAUCUCGCGCUCUGUCACGAGCUGCUGGCGCUCAGCAAGUCGGACAAUGUCAAGCUAUGUCUUUCGAGCAGGCCGUGGAGUGUAUUCGAAGAGGCAUUUGAGGACGGAAAGAGAGGCCAUUUACGCUUGCACGAUGUUACCAAGACUGAUAUUGUGCAUUUUGUCUUGGAUCGAUUCGCGCAAUACCCAGAAAUAACGAAAAACUUGACACUCGACGACUUGACUAUCAUAGCGCUAGAGAUGAGCGAAAGAUCGCAAGGGGUCUUUCUUUGGGUAUCACUUGCUACAAAAUGCCUUCUAGAGACUCUGAUGGUGGAGGAUUCAUUAUCCAGUCUCCUCAACAGGCUGCGCCAAUAUCCACCAGAGUUGGAUGACUUGUUCACCUACAACCUCGAAGCUAUCCCGACGAGCAAGCAAGCUAGGAUGGCCACGUCGUUUCUCAUCACUCAAGUAGCAGAAAAGCCUCUAGACCUUGGUAUGUACUACUUUCACGAGAUGGAGUUUAGUGAUCCCGACUAUGUUCUGACACUGUCUCCUGACCCUCCAAGCAGACUAGAGUACAGGCGUCAGCUGUCGCAUACCACACACCAACUCGAGACUCUCUGCCGCGGUCUUGUAGCUGUAGAUCAAAAGACCAAAGUAGUCAACUGUCUACACCGCACCGUUAGGGACUAUCUAGAUCAACCACAGACCAAGGACCUACUAAACAGCAAGGCACCGUUGGGCUUCGCCCCGAGUCUGUGCCUUUUGAGGGCCGCUGCCGCGUGGGCCAAGUCCAGUAGAGCCACUAUGUCAGAAGAGCCCAGAUCCGAGUUUGUAUCAAGCAUCACGUCGCUGCUGGCCGCCGCUGCCCAGUUGCAGGGCGCGGAGGACGUCGCUCUCUGCCACCGGCUCCUCGACCAUCUCGACGGCUGCCUGGUCGCCAAGGGACCGGGCGCUGAGGAAAGCUUGCAGAUACUUCGAGCCCAAGUUGUUGGGCACAGAGUAUGGAAGUAUCUGUCCGGUGUUGACGCGCGUCGGCCUCGAUACUUUGCGGUGCUCGAGGUCCCGCCCCUGGUGCUGGCCCUCUUCCCCGAUUACGAGAUUGGCGAGGUGCGCGAACGCCGACCACGCUGGGACUAUGACACCAGACAAACAGUCACUUGUCUCCUGGAGCAAGGACAGGACCCUAACAAGCCCUUCUCCACGGCAGAAACGCUGGGCACCAAGAUGGAGAAGACACCGUGGAGUGUGCUGUGCGAGCACGUCCUGCCGCAGCAUGACGAGGCGCACACAGGCACGAUCAGAAAGGUGCAGGCGCAGCUCAUGGCAGCUUUAGACACUGGCAUUCUCGCCGCAUUUCUGCGCCAUGGAGCCAAUGCCAACGCGCGGUGUGAGCGCCCGGGAAAGCCCGUCAGCGUCGCCGCGACUGACUACCUGCUUCAUGCGUUUCGUCUCUGCAAGGACGAGGAUCAAGUCUUGAAGGCGCUCUAUCUGGAGCAUGUGCACUGGUUUGCGCCCAAGGAUCGUGAUUACCUGAGCGCGGUGAUGGAUGACUUUUCCCGAUUGAUGGAGAAAACUCGGGGACAGAACGGGUCGGCGUUUCUCCAGCAAAUGUCUGAGAAGCUGCUGGCAACUCCUACCCAACUACAACAUGGGGACAGAUGA